AUGAGGCUAAUUAAGCAGCCGUUGGUUGCUUUAGUCAUAGCUUCAUUAUUAGAGGGAUGGUGGAGCUGUGAUGGUUGUUUGGAGAAUGAGAGAAAUGCUCUUUUGCAACUCAAGGCUUCUUUCAAUUAUCCUAAACGCAUGUCACUCUCUUCUUGGGGAUUACAUACUGAUGACUGUUGUAAAUGGGAAAAUAUUAACUGCAGCUCCACCACUGGACGAGUUUCCAAACUCAGUAUUCGGGGUGAUUAUUGGGCCUUUGAAUGGUGCUUCAAUGCCUCUUUGUUUCUUGCUUUCCAAGAAUUGACGAGUCUUAGCUUACGAAACAGUCGUAUUAUUGAAUGUGUUGAGAAUGAAGGUUUUGAAAGAUUAGAAAGGCUCAGCAAGUUGGAGUUUCUUGAUUUAGAAGGUAACUUGUUCAACAAGGAGAGCAUUGUAUCAUCUAUUGGCCAUCUUUCAUCUUUAAAAUCAUUGAAUUUGGCCUACACUGGAUUGGAAAGUGUAACUGAUAUUCAAGGACUAUUAAGUCUUCAAAAUUUGGAGUUUCUUGAUUUAUCUUCCAACAACUUCAACAAUAGCAUUAUACCAUUUUUAGGCGUCUUUUCAUCUUUAAAAUCAUUAAAUUUAGCAGGCAACAUAUUCAAAAGUGAUAUUCAAGGACUAUCAGGACUUGAAAAUUUGGAGUUUCUUGAUUUGUCAUCUAACAAUUUCGGUGAUAGCAUCAUACCAUUUUUACGCAUCUUUCCAUCUUUAAAAUCAUUAAAUUUAGCCAGCAAUAAAUUGAAAAGUGGUAUUCAAGGACUAUCAGGACUUGAAAAUUUGGAGUUUCUUGAUUUGUCAGUCAACAACUUCAACAAGAGUAUCAUACCACUUCUAAGUGUAUUCUCAUCUUUAAAAUCUUUAACAUUGACCCAAAAAAGAUUGGAAAAUAUAACUGAUUUUCAAGGUUAG
This is a messenger RNA of Hevea brasiliensis (rubber tree), 948 nucleotides long. Its product is annotated as cuscuta receptor 1-like. Gene Ontology annotation, molecular function: protein binding. The transcript has 5 exons. The record is from RefSeq and is a predicted model, not a curated record. The coding region runs from base 1 to 948 and encodes 315 amino acids. Lineage: Eukaryota; Viridiplantae; Streptophyta; Magnoliopsida; Malpighiales; Euphorbiaceae.